ACCUCACUGCUGCAGUGGGUUCUCUGUCUCUGCUCUCACUGCAGAUUAUGGAGGGACUGGUUGAUUGAUUAUCAGAGUAACUUUACCAACGCUACCUCUGCUAGCUUCUUUCUUGGGUGAGGAGACAGAGAACACAGGGAGAGGACAGGACAGGCGAGAAAGAGAAGAGAGGAGUGAAGAAGCAGGGGAGAGUAUCAAAAUAAGGGGUGAGGACUAUCAAAAUAAGGGGUGAGGACUACCUGAGGAGAGUGGGACGACCAGACUUCUGAGUGGACUGAUACAGGGAAAGAGGUAGAGAGGGAGGGUGUUGCCCCGCUGGUGGGAUAGUUACAAUGGCAUCGCCUCUAGUGAUGUACCACGGGGCGAUCAGUAAACUGGAUUGUGAGGACCUGCUGGGGAAGAAGGGGAAGGAUGGAGCCUACCUCAUCAGAGAUAGCGAAACCAUCCAAGGAGCCAUGUGUCUGUGUGUCUAUAAACAGAAGGUGGUGUAUACCUACAGAAUCCUCCAGACCCACACUGGAAACUACACCUUGCAGACAUCGUCUGGUGUAGAGGAGAAAUUCUUUAAGACAUUAGAGGAGCUGAUCCGCCAUUAUAAGCGUCGAGGGCAGGGAUUGGCUCAGCAUCUGCGUCACUCAAUCAAGAGGAAGACACUGCUACAACUCCCCGCCCCCAAUGUCAUCGACGAGGUGUCUGAUUAUGAGAAUGUGGAUGCAUCAGACUACGUUGUUGUCCUGCCCUCUUGAUUCAGCAGCACACCCCUGAACCCUGACCCCUGGCCUACAUCAUCUAUGAGCCUGUAAAUAUAUUGGUGUGGUGCCUUCAGGCAGGUUGUGUUUACUGAUCCUGAUGCCAGGGGCGGACUGGCCAUCUGGCAUUUCGGGCAAAUGCCAGAUGUGCUAGUCCAAUUUAGCUAAAUGAUCAUUAUCUGGCUAAUAAUGGGGGCCUCAAGGGAAAAAAUUGACUGGUGUGUUAGAAAUGCCAGUCCGCCCCUGCCUAAUGCAAUGUGUUGUGUGCUGUUCUGUGUGCCAGAGCUGCUGAGAUUAUCAGAGAGAAUAGUGUUUGUCUGUUUGUUGAAGUGGAAGUUAAAAUCAAGUUUUAUUUGUCACAUGCGCCGAAUACAACGGG
Coregonus clupeaformis (lake whitefish) is the source of this 1128-nucleotide messenger RNA. Its product is annotated as SH2 domain-containing protein 1B-like. NCBI's taxonomy places the organism in Eukaryota, Metazoa, Chordata, Actinopteri, Salmoniformes, Salmonidae. The record is from RefSeq and is a predicted model, not a curated record. The coding region runs from base 333 to 746 and encodes 137 amino acids. The transcript has 4 exons.